UUUAAUAAUAUUUUAUUCGAAUAACUACUGGGAAUCUACGAAAAGCAUGGAUAAAGGCGAGAGUAUAGUAAUUUCUGACAGUGAUGAUGCCCAACCUACAGUUGCACCAACAGAAAGUGGUAGCGCAGCGUUUAAUGUCGCUAAGGAAACCAAAAUUGGCUCUAGAAAGAGAGAGAGAUUGCCCCGAGUAUAUUCAGCAGCUGUCAAGGCUUUGGGAGCCCGACUGGACAAAAAAAACCAGCUUAAGGACUAUAUAUUUCGUCAAGACAAGUGCCGCCACCUAAGUAGAUUGAAAAAGUUGAUCUGCCUGGCGUAUGAUAAUUACAAAAACCUAAUCGACACGCUAAAGCUAUGUGAAUUCCCAUUUAGUUGGUGCGAUGAACGAUUGGCGGCCGUCAUUGCAGCCGACGUGGCGUUUUCAACUGAAAUGUUUUUACCAGUCAGCAAGCAUCCCAAAGUUCUGGCGGUUAUGAAGCUAAAGGCUCCUUUACAGGAACUACAAAAAAUUAAAGUAGAACGCCGUUCUCCUAAGGGGCCAUUCAGAUACGCAAUUCUGAACAAGUUGAUCAUAUCUCGUGAACAUUUGGAUAAGGCUUUGAAGAAGGACGGUUACAUUUUGUCUGAAUUUAAAGCACCGAAGGAUUCUACUACCCCAGAGGUCGUCCUGGAGGCGUACCAUGCACAUCUUCGCACGCUCGAGAUUUUCGAGUAUACAUGGGAUCUGCAUUUUCCUGACGAUAUUCUGGUUUUUCAUAUCAAAUCCAAUCUGCACGAUAAGGAUGCGUUUCGCCGCAAAUAUGUGCUAAUGUACGAUAAAUCCAUUGCGGCACCCGUACGGACUCUUGGUGCUAACACACAUGAUAUGGUGUUAGAUGCGUGUUCCUCACCCGGUAAUAAAGCAACUUUGAUCGCGGCAACGUGUAGAGCGCUUGUGUGCUGUGAACGGAACGAGAAAAGGUAUAAAGUUCUUUGUCAAAACAUCUGCACCAGUCGGGCAAACAAACGAUGCGAUGUACAAGCUAUUAACGUCGAUUUUCUCAAAUUGAACCUCAAUGAUCCUCCUUUUCGAGACUGUACGAAGGCAAUCGUCGAUCCCAGCUGCACCGGGGGUGUCGACUUCGAUCGUGAGGUGGAUCCAGCUCGAGUGGAAAAGUUGGCUAAUUUACAAGCGGCUUGUCUAAAGAAGGCGCUAUCACUCCCUGUUGUUGAAACUGUAGUCUAUUCAACAUGUUCAAGCGAACCUCGCGAAAACGAGGGAGUCGUCAAGGAAAUACUUGAAUGGGCUAAAUCUCAGCCACAGGAUAAAUAUAAAGGGAGUUGGGCUUUAGAAAAGGCCUUGCCUAAUCUGCCGUUUCGAGGAAACGAAGAACUGUACCCAGAAAUUGGCGAUAAUUGCCUUUUCUUCGACGAGUCUCGGUCUCAGACGUCUGUUCAGUUUGUUGCGAAGUUCGUGCGUAUGGUGAAAAAAAAAACGGCCACUGCUAAAUUGAAGAGCAACCCCAAAGUGAGGAUGAAGCUGAAGCGGCUACGUCAGAAGCAGGAGAAACGCAAGCGAGAAAAACUGGCGAAGGCACAAAAGGCAAAAAACGAUGCAAAAUAAAAAUGGGUCGCGGCCCUGCUUGCUGUUCUAGAAGUUUCUAAUGACGUAGGUAUUGUGGGUUAUAUAGAGCAAUAAAGUAAUUGAAGUGUAUUGUUUGUAUAUUUCGUCUCUUUUUUUGCUCGAAGGUAAACGUUAAUGAAUUAGCUUCUCAACUGCAAGGAUAGACCAUUUGAACUAAGAACUAAGUUGUUUCGCUUUUUCUCACGAAAUGUUGGCAUUUUAUAGUUGCGACGGCCAUGGAGGGCACGUCUGUCCAAAUACAGUGCGUCCUGUUACGUAAUAUUGAUACCGUCAGCCAUCUCUAACGUUGCAUAUGACACCUUAUGAAUUGAUCUAUUGAGCUUUAGUAUUACGUAAUAGGUUAACAUAGGUGGUACCUUCAUUGUACAGAAGUGAGAAGUGCCUAU
This is a messenger RNA of Varroa destructor (honeybee mite), 2007 nucleotides long. It is a transcript of the gene Nsun5, whose product is annotated as Nop2/Sun-like domain containing protein 5. Gene Ontology annotation, molecular function: RNA methyltransferase activity. Gene Ontology annotation, cellular component: nucleolus. The record is from RefSeq and is a predicted model, not a curated record. Gene Ontology annotation, biological process: rRNA base methylation. NCBI's taxonomy places the organism in Eukaryota, Metazoa, Arthropoda, Arachnida, Mesostigmata, Varroidae.